Molecule: messenger RNA, 1026 nt
Organism: Soboliphyme baturini
Lineage: Eukaryota; Metazoa; Nematoda; Enoplea; Dioctophymatida; Soboliphymatidae
Source: the annotation of a GenBank genome assembly
AUGGCCGACACCCAGCUGAGACUGAAGCUGCUGACCGAGUAUGAUGAAAGGUUCAAUCUGAUGACAAUGCCGUCGGUACAAGACUUUCCACCGUUAACUCCGAAUGCCGUAGAGAUGAUGCUGAAUCAGCAGAUGGACAGCGAUGUUACAGUUCAAGUUCUUCAGUACAAAAAGCUCUCGGACCGAACUCCCAACCAGCCGCCGCGUUAUCGACUACAGAUCUCUGAUGGCGAGCAUUCAUGCGGAAACUGUAUGUUGGCUACUCAAAAGAACGAACUCAUAGAAAGUGGUCAGCUUGACAGCUUUGCGAUUGUUUCGGUGAAGAAAUACAUUUCGAACAAAAUUUCCAACAAGAAGUUUGUUGUUCUCGUCGAAUUAGAGGUACUUAAGGCUGGAAGCACGGUUGUCAAACCGAUCGGAAAUCCGACUCCUCUGAAAGAGCUCGCAGCCCGAACCACACCACCGUCAACGGCGAACACGACCCAGGAGUUUUCCCGAAGUAUACCGAGCUCCACUUCAUCCAUGGGUCAAGAGUCUUUGCCUCCGUCUUCCGCAGUGCCGAAGCAACAGAGUUUUCCGGCUACCACUCAUGCGUCAUCCCACACCGUUUGUCCGAUCAUGGCUCUGACGCCGUACCAACACAAAUGGUGCAUUUUGGCACGAUUGACAAUGAAGAGCAACAUUAAGACAUGGUCGAACUCGAGGGGCGAGGGCAAACUGUUCAGCGUUAAUCUGGCCGACGAAAGUGGUGAAAUACGUGCCACGGGCUUCAAUCAGGAAUGCGACCGCCUCUACAACGUAUUUCAGCUGAAACAGGUUUAUUACAUCAGCUACGGGCAGGUGAAGACGGCCAAUCGUCAGUUCACGUCAAUCGCGAAUGAUUACGAAAUUGCGUUUACUUCGGAAACACAAGUCGAAGCGUGCUUCGACGACACUAUCUACCGUCUGCCGACGAUGUCUUUCAAUUUCUCGCGUUUCGAUCAGCUGUCAACGGUGAACAAGGAUCGAUUAAUAGGUCUGAUUUGA